Molecule: messenger RNA, 753 nt
Organism: Cladocopium goreaui
Lineage: Eukaryota; Dinophyceae; Suessiales; Symbiodiniaceae
Source: the annotation of a GenBank genome assembly
AAGAUCCAACAACCGUGGGUCGCUGGAUUGUACUUCGCUUUCCUCACAUGAAACUGCGGGUGGUGUCGGUCAGAGGGACUUCAAGUGUUCAAGAUGCGUAUGCGGAUCUGAAGCUGUAUUCCUCGGUGGCGGUGCUGCAGUUCAUGGCCAUCCUGACGCCCGUGCUCUCGUUGAUGCCAGUGUCAGUCACCAGAAGGUUGGUUAAAAGCGAGAUCGGCAACAGACUCUUUGGAAACAAAGCCAUUUGGAAACGCUUGGAGGAAUCUGCCGCUAGGCAUAAGGAAGAAGGAAAGCAGAACGGAGAGAUCCUGGUGAUGACGGGCCACAGUCUUGGAGGUGCUUUGGUUGGAGCUGUCUCUUCGCGGGUGCAAGUGGAUGGAAUUGGAUUCUCUCCUCCAGGGCUUUACUACCAGGUCUUGAAGUACCAUUUCUCCUUGAAACAAUUGUAUGACAGCUUCACAAUUAUCCAACCCAGCAACGAUGUGGUUCCUCGUGUGGACAAGCAGCGGGGCAUGAUCGAAUGGAUCGAGUGCAAUCAGAGCCCCGGCACCUGCCACAGGCUGACCCACACCGCCUGCGAGUUGUGGACGAAAUGUGGCGAUUCACGGAAACGCGACUGGCGGGAAGUGUGUUCCACUUGGUACUCCAAAGGCGAUGUGAACGUAGUGAACGACCACAAGCAUAGAUAGUUGGUGAGGUGAUUGGCGAAGACUGGCCGGGCUUCUUCAAUGGUUUGUUUCAUUUACUGUAUCC